CUCUCGGGCCGCUCCCUCUCCGCCCUUCGCUAGGGAGCGGCCGGCUCCGGGCGAGUCCUCCGAGGAAGCCGCAGGUCGGGGCUGCCCCGGCCGCCCUGCGCCCGCAGCCGCGCGCCCGCCCGACCCCGGCCGCCCGAGCCUAAACUUUGACCCGCCCGGUGCCCGCCGCCGGCGCCUCCUCCCGCGGAGGGCACGGACGGGGCAUGGCCAGGGGCUCCGGGGGCCCAGCGGACUGUCCCCGGCGCAGCGCGGCGCCGCCCUCGUAGCACCCCGCUCUGACCUCCCGCGCUGCGGCGCCGAGCCCGGCGGGAGCCCAGGCGGCCCCCGGAGGCGAGGGAGGCGGCGGCGGCCGGGAUCCGGGGUCCGGUCCGCAUGGCCGCGGAGCUCGCCCGCUGCUCCCGGAGCCCCGGGCGGCUCUGAGCCGCGGCGCCGCGGACGUCGCCCGCCCGGGCCGCGGAGGGGAGGGACCCCAGCAGCAGCGGCGGUGACGGCGGCCGACCCUCCGCCCCGCGAUGUGGCCAGCCGGCGCGGGCACCAAGCCGCCCUGUCCGCGGGACUCCGCGCUCCGGAGGGCGGCGUUCUCCGGGAAUCUCGCGGCUCUGCCUUCUCACCUCGUACCCGCCGGCCGCAGCGUCCGGGUCUUCAUCAGCGCCAACCCUGAAGACACAGGAGCAGAACGGCAGGCACUAAGAGAAACUGUGUAUCCCAAACUGCGAGAAUUCUGCAGAGAAAACUAUGGGUUGGAAUUCCAGGUCAUAGAUCUGUACUGGGGAGUUCGCGAAGAGGAAUGGGACAGCCCCGAGCUGCACAAGAUGCGCAUGAAGCUGCUGGAAGAGUGCUUGAGAACUUCUGCAGGUCCAUGCUUUGUUGGACUUUUAGGUGAAAAAUAUGGGAAUAUUCGAAUCCCUGGGGAAGUUGAAGCCUCGGAGUUUGAAAUGAUUUUGGAUGCUGCUGUAGAGGCAAAAUUAGAGACCAAGUUGCUGGAAGAGUGGUUCUGUCGGGACGAGAACUCUGUGCCGGCGGCCUAUUACCUCAGACCCAGGCCAGAGGGGCCGGGAGGCAGCAAGAACUCAACACAGCCUUCUGCCAGUACUGAAAACGAGAGGCCAUGGCAAGAAAUAUCGGAUGAAAUCAAAACAAUAUUCAAAGCUGCUGUCAAACUGCUGCAUGAACAGGGUAAAAUGAAACACAGCCAGGCUAAGAGGUACCUGUUCUCAGCUAUUGAGGAUGAGUUUGACUUUGCUCUAGGCAAGCAAACGCCAGCGUUCCUGAAGAAGUGUGUGUGCUACAUCAGAAAGAUUGCUAACAUUGAACGCUUCGUGAAAAUCCCAGAGAUGGGAAAAUACAUGGACGUAACCGGAACAGACCCAAGAAUCAUCCGUGACCCAGAAGCUCAAGAGAAGCUGAUCAAACUCAGGGAUGAAUUCAUUCCUACCAUUGUCGCAUCCUCUAAUCUGAGGGUGUACACGUCUGUCACUCACUGUGACAUGAAGCUGGGCUACUCCCAGGAGAUAGAAAAUCAUUACAUAGAAGGACUUGGUAAGCAGUUUUAUGAGGACAUGAUUGACAUAAUUCAGGCUACAGUGCAGCAGAAUUUUGACACAGAGACUGAUACGCUGUACGAUGAAAUCCUGCAGCACUCCUCGCUGUGUAAAACAUUUGCCUCCUUCUAUGAAUACAAAUGUGAAUCGCUAAACAUCUUGCAUAAAUACAUCCUUCCAAGCAAAACCGGGCACGUCAGCCCUCUGGUUGUGUACGGUGGGCCAUGCACUGGGAAGACUCUGCUGCUGGCUGAAGUAGCAAAAAAGGCUUACGGCUGGCUCCAUGAAGACACAGGACCAGACUCUGACCCAGUUGUCAUUGUGAGAUUUCUAGGGACGACAGACAUGAGCACCGAUCUGAGGACACUCCUUCUAAGUGUCUGUGAACAAUUGGCAGUCAACUACCGGUGUCUGGUUCAAAGCUAUCCCAAGAAGAUCCAUGACCUCCGUGACUUAUUUAUAAACCUGUUGAACGAGUCUUCCCUGCAGAGACCUCUGGUGAUCAUAUUUGACGCCCUGGAGCAGCUCUCAGAAAAUGACGACGCUCGGAAGCUCUGGUGGCUACCGGCCCACCUUCCCCGGUUCGUGCGGAUCGCGCUCUCCACGCUGCCUAACAAGCAUGGGAUCCUGCAGAAACUCAAGUGCCUUAUCCACGAAGAGGACAACUACAUUGAGCUGAUCCCUCGGGACAGAAAGAUGUGCAGUCAGGUCCUCAAGCACCAGCUGCUGAGGGUCAAGAGGAAGGUCACGUCAGGCCAGCAGAUCUACGUCAACAACGCAUUCUCCAAGUGCACGCUGCCCAUGUUUGUGAACCUGACCUUCAGGGAGGUGAGGCACUGGCGAUCUCACAAGGACGUUGACGAGUCCUCCCUCUGUGUGACUGUCCAUGAAAGCAUAGAGCAGUUGUUCUGGUCCUUGGAGAAGAGGUGUGGGCAGAAACUGGUCUCCAGAGCGCUGGGUUAUAUCACCAUGGCCAAAGUGGGUUUGAGUGAGAUGGAACUGGAGGAUGUUCUAGCUCUGGACAACAGCGUUAUGAAUGAGCUCAGUGAGAACGCCAGACCCAGCAACCCUCUGAGGGUGCCUUACUUGUACAUUGCUAGGCUUAAGGAGGGCCUCAGUGGAUACUUAAUAGAAAGACACGUGAAGAACGUCACACUCCUAGUCUGGGCCAACAGACACCUGCAGCUCAUAGCUCAGAAGCUGUAUCUGCAGGAGGAAAGCAGCCUUCGUGAGAUGCACACAAUCCUGGCGGAUUAUUUUCUAGGGGUGUGGUCAGGAGGCAGGAGGAAAGCUUUCUGCCUGGAAGACGCCUACUUGAACGGCUGCCUGGACUUAGAGAACAGAAGUCUGCUUGAGGAAGAAAAGCACUUCAUGGAACAAGCGUCCUUCGACAGGCAGGCUCCCGAGCAGCCAUGGGUUUUCCAGUGUAACCCGCUGGAGCCUGACAUCUUUUUUGUCAAUCACCGGAAGAUGUCUGAGCUCUUGUAUCACCUGACAAGGUGUGGGAAAACCGAUGACCUGCUUUACGGAAUCAUCAUGAACUUCAGCUGGCUUUACACCAUGAUCAAAAUUGGCCAGUUUGACAAAGUGCUCGCAGACAUAGAACUGGCUUACAACUACUCACAAGAAAAGGAGCUGAAGUUCCUGGCCAGCACGCUCCGAGGCAUCAGAAACAAGGUCAUCGCGUUCCCAGGCUCCCUUUCGGCAGAGCUUCAGCAAAGGCUGCUGCCUGUGGUGAGCUCGCUGCCCAAACUUAGACACCUUCUCUUAGAAUGUGACAAAGAUGGACCCAAAUACUGCUCCAUUGUUCCUCUUCAUUCAUCCAUGGACGUGACGUACAGCCCUGAGCGUCUCCCCCUAGCCUCCAGUCAUCUGCACGUCACAGAGAUUCUUCCCACCUGUAACCCUAGCACCGUUCUCACAGCCUUAGAAAAUGGUUCCAUCAGCACAUGGGAUGUAGAGACUCGCCAGCUGCUCCGGCAAAUCACUACAGCCCAGUCUGUUAUCCUGGGCAUGAAGCUCAGCAGUGACGAGAAGUACCUCGUGGUUGCCACAACAAACAACACCUUGCUGAUCUAUGACAACAUCAAUUCCUGCCUCCUGUCGGAGGUGGAAAUCAAAGGGACCAAGCAUGGAAGUGGCUCCACCUACAUCAAUGGAUUUACACUCUCUGUCAACCACGCCCUUGCAUGGCUGGAGGCCAGCAAAGAUGUCACUGUCAUUGAUCUGCUUUAUGGGUGGCCCCUUUACCAGUUCCACUGCUGGUAUGAAGUGACCUGUGUCCAGUGCUCUCUGGACGGACUAUAUGCUUUCUGCGGCCAGUACCUGAACAAUACCACCAUUUUCCACUUAGGCAGUGGAGAAAAGUUAUGUACAGUGACAUCAGAAUUUUCAGGUGGUUUUGUAAAGUUUCUUCUCAUCUUGGACACGGCUCAAGAAAUGGUCAUGGUAGACAGUGAGGGAAGCCUCUCUGUUUGGAAUACAGAGGACAUUUCUAACCCCCAGCUGACUGAAGACUUUGACUGCCGAAAGGAAGACAGCGAGGUGGUGAGCUUUGAACUGUCAGAGGACCAAAGUGCAAUUCUGAUCUGCAAAGCUCUCAGCAUUGAGCUCUUAGACACUGGCAUGUGGAAGGUGGCGGAGAAGUUCCGAGCCAGGCACAACGAACGAUUUAUAUCCGCCGUGCUAUCCAAAAAUGGAGACUGCAUCAUCGCGACGAUGGAGAAGACCCCCGCAGUGUUCUUCUGGAGAAGGGACACAGGACAGUGCAUGGCGAGCUUGCCGGAAGUCUCAGGCACCAUAGUUAAGCUGGUGAAGUCUAGUCACCACAAUAUGCUGCUGUCUUUAUCUACCAGCGGUGUCCUUUCCAUCUGGGAUAUAGACAUAAUCACGGCUAUGUCCAACAUCGACAAAACUGGCAAGCCCAUCCAGAGCCUGGUGUUGCCCGCCAGAGGGGAAAUCAUUUACUCUCUGGAUGGCUCCGACUGUGUUCAUAAGUGGAACUUCAGCAGCGGGUUCAUUGAGGCGGUAUUUAAGCACGAAGGAACGGUGGAACACUGUGUGCUAACAUCUGCUGGAGACAUAAUGGUGACGUCAGAUGACAAAUGCAGCCAGUACGUCUGGCACACCAGCAGUGGGGAGAACCUCUUCCGGAUUAACGGGCAGAGAAUCUCUCAGCUGCUCAUCACGCACAAUGACCAGUUUGUGGUCUCGCUCUGCGAGGAAAACGCCUCCAGGGUUUGGAGACUGGCCACAGGCCACAGGGUCUGCAACAUCCUGACCGCGUUGCAAAACGCCUUCAUUACCUCCGCCAACACCUUCGUGGUGGGAACGACGAAAAGCAAAGUGCUGGCGGUCAGCCUCUGGACUGGGAGCAUCACGAAGAAAUAUUGCUGCGAGGACGGCGUCACCAUCGUGAAUUUUAAGCUGAUCCCCGACUGCCCUGAUGUCAUCGUGUUCAUCACAUCAGCUGAGACCGUGAACAUCUGGAGUCUGACCGAUGAGGUCAUCUGUCGACGUGUGCAGCUUCCAAGCAACUUUCUGAAAAACCUGGAGGAUUUUGAAAUCUCUCCCAACGGGAAGCUAGGCAUUAUAUCCCGGGGAGAUGAGAACAUCAAUGUGCUGGAUUUACACAGCGGGAAACUACGGGUGGUUCAUGCCUCCGGAGCCAUCUGGAGACAGAGGCUCUCUCGAGAUGGUCGCUACCUGGUAUAUAUUUGUUUCCGGAAUGGGGAGGAGGAGGAGGAAAAUGAUGCAACAUCAAGCUUAAUUGUAAUGAGGUUGGCUGAUGGCAAAAACAUCGGUGCUUGUUCCCUUUACAAAACGCCAACUUUUCUUGCGCUUUCUCAGAGACACCUGAACAUCAUAGUCGGCUUUGACGACGGGAGUAUAGGAAUAUACACAGUUGUGGACCGUGUAGACGCCGCACUGAAAAUCAAGAUCGCCACGUCCAAUAGCAGACAGAUCUUCAACAGUGCAACACAGAUGUCCAGGCCCAAGUCCAAUAGUUACUCCUUUAAAGUGUCCGUGGACUGCUUCUGGCGAGAGUCCACCGAGGUCUUUGCAAGAGACAGCCCCAUCACCGUGAGUGACUCCUCUGAGUCCAAUGAGGCAGCGCUCUCCAAGAAACAUAACUCUUGUUAUGACCGGGCGUGUGCUGUCCUAGAGUCCCGGAGCCACAGCCACACGCCAGAUAACUGACAAAGUUCACCUGCUUGCCACGCACAGCAACAGAAGAAAGCCAGGCGCGUCUUCUGCAUCGCAAACGAAAAGCUGCUCACUUCUUAAAAGCAGGGAAGAUGCUAAAACGCUGUCUACUAACAUCCUCACGAAAGGACAAAACAUGAGACUCAACCUGGGUGCCAUCUUUUUGUCCAAAUGUAUUAGAAAAAUAGAGAACUUCCAGAAGCGGUAGUGAAAUGGUCAUUUCACCUAGAAGAGAGAGAGAGGAUAAAAUUGUUUAAAUUUGCUGUAUGAUAAGAAUCAGCACAAUUCACUACAUUGAGUCAGAUGAGAGAGGCUAGAGUUGUAGGUAGACCAGUUGGACUAGAUUCUAGUUGGAUUAGAAUUAGUUCUGUGGAAGUCAGUUGGAAUCAUGAUGGCCGAGAACUGUUUGACUCCGAGAGGGGUUGUGACAACAAAAUGCAGCCUUAAUAUCUCUUCUUGAUCCUGACAACUGUGUAAACACAAAUGGGUUAACAGUGCAAAAUUGUGUAAGAAAGAUGUCCAGAUGUGUUCCAGUUUUCCAAGACAGCGCUUAACUGUGUGGGAUGGUGAACAGACGGGGAUGAGAACUACCUGCCACUCUUAUAGGGCUACUGAACACGGAAAGUCCGUCCUCAUUAAACCACACUCACAGCGACUGCUGUAAGGGUUUCUGUGCAAUGGAAUAUAUGAUUUUAAACUGUUUCUUUCUUGGAUUGCAAAAGAACCCACCUAACAGAAAACCAGUCUUUUCACACCGUUUCUUGAGACACACAUUUGUGCUGAGUGUAAAGAAUUACAGAAAGGGCAUUACACGUUUGAUCAACACGCCUGUCUGUCUCUUUCAUCAUACUGAUAAGAGUCUGUACUCUUCAGUCAGUUGUUGGGAAGCCUAAGAUUUCCCAGGCCCCUGCUGUAGCUCAAUAGAAACCAAGCUUUUUAAACACACCAUCUCUGAAAUACUGAUGACAUUGCCUUACUCUCAUUCCUCCUCUCUCCUGUGUAAAAUGCAGAUAAACGACCAAAUACUCUGGGACAAUCGGAAUUUGCCUGUCUCUGUGCUAAAAGAUUCCAUGGACCUUAAGGGUGUCCAAAGAUUCUUCUCAUCCCUGUUUGUAACUGCUUCUAGCCUCCACACACCGUGUGUAUGCUUCCUUAUCUGUUCCUCUUCCAACCUGAGGACUUUCCCAGUCUUAGCCGUUUCAACGCAGAAAUUAUGAAAUGGUAUUUUUGUAAUGACUUCAUUGAUUUGAAGGAAAAAAAUAUCUCAGAAGGUGAAAGUGAUUUUCCUCCUUCAGAAUCCUUCACGUGACAUGUCCUAAAAGACCUUCCAGGGGGUCAGUAGUGGUUGUUGGUUUGAUUGUCUUUGAAAGGGGAACUUACUUACAACAGUGAACAAGGAACUGGCUUAUUUUCUCCCUGGCUCCGCUUCAAACUCAUCACGACCCUAUAGCCUGUCAUUUAGCCUCGCAGUGUAGUUGUGUUUGUGAACUGUAAAAUAAAGGAGCCAAUGGGUUCUGCUGAAGCCUGUAAACCUGGUGGGGAUGCCAGGGUGUAACGUGACAAAAAAACAUUACACGGUGACAUCUCAGCUGAUGACACAAUGAGAAAGAAGAAAAGGAUCUAAGCCCACAGCGGAUCCAAGUCAACCGUGUUCUACUGGUGAAAGCACUCAACAUGCAAGCAUUUGAGAGAGUCACUCCGGUACCACCCUCCUCCACGGUGAAGCACUCUUCAGCGUGUUUCUCCUAGUUUAGCUACCAGGCAGUAGAUGGGAGCCCAGGGCGGGCUAAGAUCCAUAUUCUCAAGACCUGGAGUCCGUCCUUUUAGCUCUUCAGCCAACACAUUCUUCUUCCUGUCAUUCUCAGUUGAACCUCCAUGCCACACAUUUCUAAGAAUUAAAUGCCUAGAUGGAUUAAACGUAGUGUGUGAGUGUCCUGUGUAAAAGCCAAUAGAGUAUAACAAGUGACUUGAAUGACUUUCCUAACAUGUUUGCAACUGAUAGCCCAUAUUGAACGUUUUUAUGUAAACUUUGUAUUGUUGGGAUGAAUUACCCAAUCAGAGAUUUAUAUUUUCAUAAAUGUUACAUUUAGUUAAAUUUUGUUACAGAGUUGUUACACUAGAAAAUUAUUUCAGUGUUCAAACAAUAUACAGUCUUGUGUAUGUAUCGUUUGUAUGAAUAAAAGAUGAGCUACUUAAA
Molecule: messenger RNA, 7944 nt
Organism: Meriones unguiculatus (Mongolian gerbil)
Lineage: Eukaryota; Metazoa; Chordata; Mammalia; Rodentia; Muridae
Gene: Nwd2
Product: NACHT and WD repeat domain containing 2
Exons: 7
Coding region: 513-5741 (1742 amino acids)
Molecular function (GO): protein binding
Source: RefSeq, a predicted model, not a curated record